GACAGAACUGAGUUCGUGUCUCUAAAAAUAAAUGAAAAUUUUAAAAAUUUUUUGGGAAAAUAUUAAUUGAUAAUAAAACUUUUCAUUGUCUGUUCAUGCAAGAUGUAUUCUUUUAAAAGUUUAUUUUGUUCCUCUUUGCUUCAGUGAUAUUCAUCUAUGAGCUUGUGGCUGAGAAUUUUUGAGAACUUAACUAUACUGUUAAUUAUACCAAAUCAUAGCCUUAUUGGAGGAGUAAAAAUUUAGAGAAGUGUCAUUCCAGUUUAUUAAUGUAAUGGUCUUUCUUUAGGGAUGUUAUCAGUUUUCUCAGCAAUGUCUGCAGAUAGAGUGUUAUAAAUCAUGUGGCUUCUGUGGAAUUGCAUCACAUGUUGCUUAUAUAAUGCCCUUCUUCUUUUUUCUUUAACGAUGGGGAAGAGGGAGAGAACAGUAAACAUUUCUUAAUUUCAGGUACUGCUGAAUGUGGACUUUGGAAUUAGAUGGACCGGAGUUUGAAUCCCAUCCCAAUCACUGAUAGCCUAGUUGUUUUUAACCCCUUGGAUCCCCAUUUUCCUCAUCCAUAAAAUGGAAAUGACUUACUCCUGAUAUUCAUGCUUUUCAUCCCCAUUGGAAUAUCUGUACCCAUGUUGUCCAAUACAAGACACUAGCCUUAUGAUGACGUUGGGUUUGAAAUGUGGCUAGUCCCAAUUGAAACGUGAGAAAAACACAGCUUGACUUUAGUCAGAUACAUCCCUGUCUGUUAAAGGAAACCAAGCCUGAAGUGGAAGCCUAACACAUGAGAACACAGAAUUGAUUCAAAAUGGGAACAACAAGUGAUGAGAUGGUGUCUGUAGAACAGACUUCCUCCUCUUCUCUAAACCCCCUGUGUUUUGAAUGUGGCCAACAGCACUGGACAAGAGAAAACCACUUAUACAAUUACCAGAAUGAAGUGGAUGAUGACCUAGUCUGCCAUAUUUGCCUUCAGCCCCUGCUGCAACCACUGGACACCCCCUGUGGACAUACAUUCUGCUACAAGUGCCUCAGAAACUUUUUACAAGAGAAAGAUUUCUGUCCGUUGGACCGGAAAAGACUUCAUUUUAAGUUGUGCAAGAAGUCUAGUAUUCUAGUUCAUAAACUCCUAGACAAAUUGUUAGUUUUAUGUCCAUUUUCUUCAGUGUGCCAAGAUGUAAUGCAACGCUGUGAUCUGGAGGCACAUCUCAAAAACAGAUGUCCUGGAGCUUCUCAUCGGAGAGUUGCCCUGGAAAGAAGGAAAACUAGUAAAACUCAGGCAGACAUUGAGAAUGAAAAUGGGCCCACGAUACUAGAUCCUGCAGUUACCUUAUCUCCAGAAACGGACUGUUUGGGGACAGGCACAGUGCCUGUGGAGCGGCACUUGACAUCAGCGUCUCUUUCCGCAUGGAGUGAGGAGCCUGGCCUUGACAACCCUGCCUUUGAGGAGAGUGCUGGAGCUGACGCCACACAACAGCCACUUAGUUUACCAGAAGGAGAAAUCACCACGAUUGAAAUUCAUCGGUCCAAUCCUUACAUUCAGUUAGGAAUCAGCAUUGUGGGUGGCAAUGAAACACCAUUGAUUAACAUUGUCAUCCAGGAGGUCUAUCGGGAUGGGGUCAUCGCCAGAGAUGGGAGACUCCUUGCUGGAGACCAGAUUCUUCAGGUCAACAACUACAAUAUCAGCAAUGUGUCCCAUAACUAUGCCAGAGCUGUCCUUUCCCAGCCCUGCAAUACACUGCAUCUUACUGUGCUGCGAGAGAGGCGCUUUGGCAACCGAGCACACAGCCAUUCUGAUAGUAACUCUCCACGAGAAGAGAUUUUCCAAGUGGUUCUUCAUAAACGGGACUCUGGUGAACAGCUUGGCAUUAAAUUAGUGCGAAGGACAGACGAACCAGGUGUUUUUAUUCUUGAUCUGUUGGAAGGGGGAUUGGCUGCACAGGACGGCAGGCUCAGCAGCAAUGACCGGGUGCUGGCCAUCAAUGGGCAUGACCUGAAGCAUGGAACUCCGGAGCUUGCUGCCCAGAUUAUUCAGGCCAGUGGAGAGAGAGUGAAUUUAACAAUUGCUAGACCAGGGAAGCCCCAGCCUGGUAACACCAUGAGAGAAGCAGGAAAUCAUAGCAGCAGCAGCCAGCACCACACACUACCACCAUAUUACAGCAGACCAAGCUCACAUAAGGAUCUUACUCAGUGUGUUACAUGCCAAGAAAAACACAUUACUGUAAAGAAGGAACCACAUGAGUCCCUUGGCAUGACUGUUGCUGGGGGCAGGGGAAGUAAGAGUGGUGAGCUGCCCAUCUUUGUGACUAGCGUGCCGCCCCAUGGCUGCCUUGCACGAGAUGGCAGAAUCAAGAGAGGUGAUGUGUUGCUGAAUAUCAACGGCAUUGAUUUGACCAAUUUAAGUCACAGUGAGGCAGUUGCCAUGCUGAAAGCCAGUGCUGCGUCCCCUGCUGUUGCCCUUAAAGCACUUGAGGUCCAGAUUGUUGAGGAGGUGACUCAGAACACGGAGGAGCAGCCAAGUACUUUCAGCGAAAAUGAGUAUGACACUAGUUGGUCCCCAUCAUGGGUCAUGUGGCUUGGGCUUCCAAGUACACUUCAUAGCUGCCACGAUAUAGUUUUACGAAGAAGCUACUUGGGAAGUUGGGGCUUUAGUAUCGUUGGUGGAUAUGAAGAGAACCACACCAAUCAGCCUUUUUUCAUUAAAACUAUUGUCUUGGGAACUCCUGCUUAUUAUGAUGGAAGAUUAAAGUGUGGCGACAUGAUCGUGGCCGUAAAUGGGCUGUCGACUGUGGGCAUGAGCCACUCUGCACUAGUUCCCAUGUUGAAGGAGCAGAGGAACAAAGUCACUCUGACUGUUAUUUGUUGGCCUGGCAGCCUUGUAUAGGUUUUGGAAAUUGGUUUUGAAUCUUGUGUCUUCCUUUUUUUAGGUUUUUGAAAGAAAACUCUUUGGUUUCAUUGUGUUUGUGGUUGUUAGGAGGUGCUGACACAGCUGGUAUACACAGGGCCAAAACCCACUAAGAUUGUCCUUUUAUGUUUAUUUAAAUUGUUUCCUGAGUUAGUUACAUUUCUUUUAGCUUGAAAGUCUUCCACUAACCUUUGCAAGUUUAUAUUUUCAGAAUUCAGACUUAGUUGUUACAAUGUUACCUAUGGUAAUGAGCCAAGCUCCCCCAAACUGUGCCCCAGCUGGAGUAAAGACCUUCGGGUAGGUCUUUGUUUUCAGUAACUGAAUCAUAGAAUAAGUUAUAUAUCCCUCAGGCCUGAUGUCAGCGAAGCCAGUAACAACAGCGUGUACUGCCACUGUCAUGACCAAUGCCAUGAAUGAGGAUACUUUAAAUUUUGGUGAUAACUGGUCCCCAUUUUUUUUUAUUGGUGCCAACAUUUCAAAACUUCAUAAUGUUUAUCAAGUGAUUUUCUGGUUUAUUUCUACUAUAAUCUCUCAAUGCUUAUAGAAGAUGGAGAAAUAAGUCUGACAACACUAAAGAGAUUUCUUAAAUAAUAUACUAUUAUUAGAAUAGUAGAGAAUAAAAGAUAAUGUUACCCAGUUACAAAGGAAUUUGGAUGGUAAUUACAGCUUAAUGUUAGAGAUGGUAAAGCUGCACUUGAACAGCCCAAAAGCAUAAAAAUCUAUUUCCAAAGGAAUGUUUUGCUCUGUAGGGAAAAUCUGAAGUAGUUUUUGCCAAAAAUAAUUUCUAGAGUUGUAUUAUUCUUAGUAGUAAUCUUGGCUAGAAAUGUUUUUGUGAUUUAUCCGAUUAAAUGAGAUGAUAAAGAUAAAACCAUAUUAUUAUUCAAUACAUAUAUAUUACAGCUAAGUAAGAGAAAGGGAGACCUUUUAUUUUACUCAGGUAGAAGUCUUUGUGUAUUUUAGAAACAAUUAUUUUUCUCAUUAUUUCUUAAGAGCUUAGCUGUUUCAAGUAGGAGACAGAAAGUUCCCUUUUAUUGGAAAUGUAUGUUCUGAUGUGUCUUCAAGUCAGCUCUCGGUCACGAGACUAUUUCAUAUUUUUGAAAUGUUUUUGAAAACUAUGACUAACCCAUUUUUUUUUUUGUCCUUUAUUCGACAUACUUAUCCUCUGAAGAACACACAAAUAAGUGAAUAAGAUAAAAAUAUCUUUACCUUAUUAAUAUGCAUACUUGAAAAAAGUUUCAUUUAGAAACCUAGUUCAGAAUCUGAGCUAAUUUACAAGUGACCUCUGUAACAAAUGGUAUUGAUAAUCAGAGAAUGUAUUUCAGAAUACUACAGUACAAUAUAUUAUGACGCAUGACCGCUUUAUUUUCAGACUUAGCAAUUGCAUUGCUGGGGUUUAUUGUAUCUGUAGCAUGUCACUGAUUAUUUCAGUUAGUUUUGUAAUGAUUUAAAAAAAAAAUCUUUGAAAUAAAUAAGAUACAGCAACAAUCAUUGCUACUGACUUGUUCAACCCCCUAGUUACACUGUAUGGUCAACAUAUAACAAGAUACAGUGGAAUGCCCCAUACAGUAUAUUACUGUCAUGUGAUGAUUGGCUUUGGAAGCAAUUUGAUAUUGAAAUGCUUUGAUAUUCUAACUGACAUGGAACAAGUUUUUUCCCUGCUCCCCAAAUAGAAUUUUGUAAUCAACUUUGCUAUUUUUUUAAAGUUUGUAACAAUGUGUCAUUUCUUGGGGAGUAGCCAUCCAUCAACAAAUAUCCUGACUGCUACUUUGUUAUACACAAAAUACUUACAUUGAACCUGGUGGCAUAAUGAGUAUUUUGAAAGAAGACAUUUUUUUCACUAUCAUUUUUAUCAUAGAAAUCUUGGAAUCAGCUUAAGCUGUAGCUUUUAUGACAAAAGACAGUCAUUUUUUGCUCAGAGUGAUAUUUGGUGAUGGAAACUUGUUCAUAAUUUAUUGUUACUAUAGAACUAUUUGGAUUUUCUCAUUUUUAGUUCGAUAGUUGAAUAUUUUGGUUUGUUCUGUGCCUUCAGUUUAAAUUAUUUCAGGAUUUUUCAGAUGUUUAAAUCAUGGUGUGAAUCAUUCAGGAUGGAAAUAAACGUCAUCCUUUCCAUAAUA
Molecule: messenger RNA, 5001 nt
Organism: Sapajus apella (tufted capuchin)
Lineage: Eukaryota; Metazoa; Chordata; Mammalia; Primates; Cebidae
Gene: LNX2
Product: ligand of numb-protein X 2
Exons: 11
Coding region: 794-2866 (690 amino acids)
Molecular function (GO): protein binding; ubiquitin-protein transferase activity
Source: RefSeq, a predicted model, not a curated record